Messenger RNA from Phlebotomus argentipes, 581 nucleotides. It is a transcript of the gene CDK2AP1, whose product is annotated as cyclin-dependent kinase 2-associated protein 1. Lineage: Eukaryota; Metazoa; Arthropoda; Insecta; Diptera; Psychodidae. Gene Ontology annotation, cellular component: cytoplasm; nucleus. The transcript has 2 exons. Bases 166 to 534 code for a protein of 122 amino acids. The record is from RefSeq and is a predicted model, not a curated record.
CGAGAACUCGUCAACCGGGUGUUUACUGUCGGUCAGCUUGGUUUGUUUUGCUUUCUUCUAUUGCUUUAUUUUCCUCAUUUUCCGCACAUUUCACGAGAAAAGCCGCCGAUCAAGCAGUAUUACCAGCAUCUUCUUGUGGAAGUUCUUCCGCCUGGCGCAUUCGGCAUGGAGCCCAUGGACAUUUACAGUGUGGAAUCGAAGCUGAGCGAUGUCACCGUGACGCCCAUUCCGAUGGUGAGGCCGUCUCAGCAGCCGCAGAGUCACUUCCAACCACAAAUCAGCCACGGUCAGUUUUCCGGGCCCUCGGUGGCGUCCAUCUCGGCCAUCACGCCCAACUCCACGUCCUCCAACAGCACGAGCGGCCUGUCGAAGUACGCACAGCUACUGGCCGUGAUCGAGGAGAUGGGCAGGGACAUCCGGCCUUCCUACUCAGGCAGUCGCUCGUCAGCGGAGCGCCUCAAGCGAAUCAUCGUGCACGCGCGAAUUCUUGUCCGGGAGUGUCUCCUGGAGACAGAGAGGUCAGCGCGCAACUGAGUGCCGCACGUCCUGAGGGUUUUGAGUAAGUAAUAAAGCGUCCGUGA